Molecule: messenger RNA, 3274 nt
Organism: Tuber aestivum (summer truffle)
Lineage: Eukaryota; Fungi; Ascomycota; Pezizomycetes; Pezizales; Tuberaceae
Source: the annotation of a GenBank genome assembly
CAGUCUAGCUUUGCUGAGUUUCAGAGGGUUCGAUUGCCUGAUAUUUUUCCUUGGACUUUUUCCUCGAUCGGAAUUCCCUUGUCAUAGGGGUACCAACACAGCAUGCGGUACCGGCCCAUAUCGGCGCGGUCAACGCCUGUCUUAAUUCUGUCGUUCCUCUCACUGCUUCAGCCUGCUCAGUUGGUCAAACACGAGAACUUCAAAACUUGCUCGCAAUCCGGCUUUUGCAAGCGUAAUCGUGCCUUAGCGGACCGAGCUCAAGCAGCCGGUGCUUCGUGGACCGCACCAUACGAGCUCGAUGAAAAGACCCUCCAGCUGAAAGACGGUGUCCUGACGGGCAAAAUAUGGAAAACAGAGGCUGGGGGAAUUGAACUUCCUCUGCAGAUCUCGCUUCUUGAGAACGGUAUUGCAAGAGUGACUAUCGACGAGGCUCAGCGAAAAGCGGGGGAGAUCACCUUCAGGCACGACAGUAAAGCUAGGAAGGAACGCUAUAAUGAAGCCGGGAAAUGGGCGCUGGUUGGGGGCCACAAGUGCCAGAGGACUGCAACAAUGGAGACAAAGGAGGGGGUCACAACUGUUGUUUACGGUCCAGAUAACUAUGAAGCACGGAUUACGCAUAAACCCUUUAGUGUUCAGUUUUUGAGGAAAGGGGAAGUUUAUGUUGUCCUUAAUGACAGGAAUCUCAUGAAUGUUGAGCAUUGGAGACCUAAGAUUGAGAAGCCCGAAGGAGAAGAGCCAACCGAGGAUGAGGAGACUUAUUGGGAGGAGACAUUUGGUGGAAACACUGAUUCUAAACCCAGAGGUAAUACCUACGCCUUCUCGUCUUCGACUCUUCGACUGUUUUGUUUUUUCCUCUAACGAUACCAAGGCCCUGAAUCCGUUGCUUUGGACAUUACUUUCCCGGGAUACGAUCACGUGUACGGCAUUCCUGAACAUGCUACUAGCCUUUCGCUCAAGGAAACCCGGGGAGGAGAGGGCCACUACAGUGAGCCAUACCGCCUAUAUAACGCCGAUGUCUUCGAAUAUGAGACCGAUUCCCCAAUGACUCUUUAUGGCUCCAUCCCUUUCAUGCAGGCACAAAAGAAGGGCUCCGCUGUCGGAGUUUUUUGGCUUUCCGCUGCCGAAACAUGGGUUGAUGUCGUUAAAACUAAACAAAGCCCCCAUGUUUUGACAACUGAGAAAGCGUCCACACAAACUCAUUGGAUAUCUGAGAGUGGUCUCCUGGAUGUGUUUGUGCUUCCUGGUCCGGAUGCGAUCUGGGUUUAUAGGCAGUACGGUGAACUCACCGGUUUCACCGCUUUGCCUGCAAUGUUCUCCAUUGCUUAUCACCAAUGCCGCUGGAACUACGUCUCUCAAGAUGAUGUCGAGGAUGUUGAUAGGAAGUUCGAUAAAUUUGACAUUCCUUAUGACGUUAUCUGGCUAGAUAUUGAGCAUACAGAUGGCAAGAAGUAUUUUACUUGGGAUCCGUUGACAUUCAAGAAGCCGGAGUCUAUGCAGAAAACAUUGGCCAAGAGAGAUAGAAAGGUAUCUUCGAUUCCUCUAUUAACAUACCCGGGGAGCUUUUUUCUAACCUGAAUAGCUCGUCGCUAUCGUUGACCCGCAUAUCAAGAAUGACGGAGAUUAUACCGUCGGCAAAGAGAUGGUUGACAAGGGGUUUGGCGUCAAGGAUAAAGGUGGCGAUAAGGUGUACGAGGGGUGGUGUUGGCCCGGAUCGUCUCAUUGGGUGGACUGCUUUAAUCCUGCUGCCGUUGAUUGGUGGAAGACGCUCUUCAAAUUCGACAAAUAUAUUGGAUCUACUCCUAAUCUGUGGAUAUGGAAUGACAUGAACGAGCCUUCUGUUUUCAACGGACCAGAAACUACCAUGCCAAAAGACAACAUCCAUCAUGGCAAUUGGGAACAUAGAGACGUCCACAACAUCAACGGAAUGUCUUUUCAUAAUGCCACAUAUGAGGGCUUGAAGGUCAGAUUAGGCAAUGGGAAGGAGAGAAGGCCCUUUGUCCUCACCAGAAGCUUCUUCGCUGGAAGUCAACGGAGCGCUGCUAUGUGGACUGGUGAUAAUCAGGCCGAUUGGGCUCAUUUGCAGCAGGCGUUCCCAAUGUUGUUGGCCAACGGCAUCGCCGGAUUCCCUUUUGCUGGAGCUGAUGUUGGAGGAUUCUUUGGCAAUCCGUCUAAAGAACUUUUGACUAGAUGGUAUCAAGCCGGCGCUUUUUACCCGUUCUUCCGUGGCCAUGCCCACAUUGACGCCAAGCGAAGAGAGCCGUAUCUUGCAGGUGAACCAUACGUUUCAAUCAUCAGAGAUGCUAUCCGCCUCCGGUACUCCCUCCUUCCCGCCUGGUAUACCGCUUUCCAGCGAGCGAGCUGGCAAGGCAUGCCGAUCCUUCGACCCCACUUUGUCGCGUUUCCCGACGACGAGGCUGGCUUUGCUAUUGACGAUCAAUUCUUCUUGGGCGAUACUGGUCUGUUGGCCAAGCCAGUGGUUAAAGAGUCCGCCACCGAGACUACCAUUUACUUCCCCGAUGAUGAGGUCUACUAUGAUUACUUUGACUUCAGCGCGUAUCACCGGAAGGGGCACCACGAGGUUCCUGCAACUCUUGAGAAGAUUCCGCUUUUUAUGAGGGGCGGCUAUAUUAUUCCCAGAAAGGAUAGGCCAAGGAGAAGUUCGGGUUUAAUGAAGUAUGACCCAUACACAUUGGUUAUUUCAGUAAGCAGCGAGGUAAGCUUCUAAUUUCAGUGAGUUAAUUACGCGGGCUUUUACUAACGAUCGUAGGGUUCCGCUGGUGGUGUUCUCUAUGUCGACGAUGGUGAGACAUAUGCUCAUGAAUCGGGCGCAUACAUUCACAGAGCCUUCACGUUCAACCACGGAGAUAAUGCCCUCCGCUCGGCAAAUCUUCACCCGGAGCCGGAAAAGGCCGCAGCCUACAACAAGGUUAUGAGGUCCGUGAGGGUGGAGAGAAUCAUUGUCGUCGGUGUAGGUAAGGAAUGGGCUACGAGGAGGGAAGUGGAGGUAAAGCAGGGUAGCAAGUCUUGGAAAGCAAAGAUCGUUUACACCGAGGGUAGGGGAGGUAGGGCCAAUACGGCCAUGGUUAGGGAUCCAAAGGUUAGCAUUGCCAAGGACUGGAGUAUCAGCUUUGCGUAAAUUAUUAUUUGUUGCAGUAGCCUUGGAGUGGUAGUAGUAACAGGGGCUGCUGUUUUUAUUGUCUUCUGUCGUUUGCUACGCGGGAUACCAUGGCGUACAACGUAUUCAGAGUGUAUGUCGCCUUUUUUUUUUUUUUUU